ACCUUCCUCUUUCUUUCUCUGUCUCUCUCUCUCUCUCUCUUUCUCUCUCUCUGUCUCAUUCUCCAUUGCACCUUCCUUUCCUCUUUUCCUCUACCAUUUGUGAGAUUCCUCCAAUGGUCUUUUACCUUCCAUUGGAUUGUACAGAUUCCUAGCUAUAAUACCCAGAUAUCAAUCUCUGCAAUUCUAUUUGAUUUGUGGCUGUUUAUGUGAAAAACUUUUAAGGACUGUAAAAAAAAAAAAAACUUUUCUGGGUCAGGUUUCUGCUUUUUUUUUUCCCUUGCAAACUAUCUUCUGGGUUUGCUGCAGAAUAAAGCCUUCAAUACCCACUGCAAAUAAAGCUUCAAAACAACUGUUUAUAUUUUCAGAAAAAUUUCAUUUUUUUCUGAAUUUUAUUUUAUUUUUUGGUCAAUAAAAUUAUUUUCUCCCCCUUUUUCUGCAAAUUUUUUCUUCCUAUUUUUUCCCCCCGAACUUUACUUGAGGAAAAUAUUGAGACAUGGGCAAGCAAGGACCUUGCUAUCACUGUGGAGUUACAAGCACACCACUUUGGCGUAAUGGACCACCUGAGAAGCCAGUACUAUGCAAUGCAUGUGGAUCUCGAUGGAGGACAAAGGGAACACUUGCAAAUUAUACCCCUUUACAUGCUCGAGCAGAAACUGUUGAUUAUGAGGAUCAAAGUGUUUCCAGGGUAAAGAGCAUAUCAUUAAAUAAGAGCAAAGAAGUGAAAUUUGUCAAACAAAAGCUGAACCAUGAUAAUGCUGCAUCUGGAGGGCUUGCCUAUGAUUACAACCAAGGAUUCCGAAAGGUUGUAGAUGAAGAUGCAAGCAAUAGAUCAAGUUCAGGGUCAGCUGUAUCUAACUCAGAGAGCUGUGUUCAAUUUGGUGGCACAGAUGCUAGUGAUUUAACAGGUCCUGCUCAGUCAGUGGUCUGGGAUGCCAUGGUGCCUUCUAAAAAGAGGACAUGUGCAGGUCGUUCAAAGCCUUCUUCUGUUGAGAAGCUCACAAAAGAUUUAUGUACAAUUCUUCAUGAACAACAGUCUCACUUUUCUGCAUCUUCUGAGGAGGAUCUUCUUUUUGAAAGCGAAACACCAAUGGUCUCUGUUGAGAUAGGACAUGGAAGCAUUCUCAUUAGGCAUCCCAGCUCUAUAGCUCGUGAAGAAGAGUCUGAGGCUAGCUCUCUUUCAGUUGAUAAUAAACAAAGCUUGAUGAGUGAGGCAUAUUCAUGUUCUGGUACCAGACCUAUGCAUAGUGAUUGCAGUGGCAUGAACUUCUCAUCUCAGGGAGUUAAAAAGGUCAGAAACUCUGUUGGCCAAAUAUUGCAACAGGAGCAACUUAAAAGGUACAAUUAUCAGCUUGAAAAACAACAAGUUCUUGGAAAUCAUGAUUCACCACUGUGCUUAAUAAAUUUAAAUGCUGUAGUGAACUAUGAGGAGUUUACGAGAAACUUGACUAAUGAAGAGCAGCAGCAAUUACUGAAGUAUCUCCCUGUGGUUGAUACUGCCAAACUACCUGAUGGCCUUAAAAUCAUGUUCAGUAGCUCUCAAUUCAAGGAGAACUUAACUUAUUUUCAGCAACUUCUUGGGGAAGGCGUCUUUGAUAUCUCUUUGCUGGGGCCAAAACCUGAAGACUGCAAGAUGUUGAAAAGGCUUGCGUUAUCUAAUCUCUCACAGUCAAAAUGGGUAGAAUACUAUAACUUCAUCAAGGUGCAGAGAUAUGAAAGCAGAGCUGGAAAAUCUAUUGAUCUGGAAUCUACUGGUAUGGCAUCAAGUAAUGUUGCAAAUGGCAAGAGAUUGCGUGACAGCCAAAAUCAAAAUUUUUCAGAAUUGAAGACAACAAUGAGGAGCCCCAAAAGGGUGAUCAUAAAGGCUGGCUGUGAGGGCAAAGAAGUUGUAGAAGAUGGCUCUAGCUUCAGUCCAAAAAGCCUAUUUGCUUUGCCUCAUGAUGGUAGCUUGUUCAUGCUGGGUCCUUUAAACUUUGUGGAUGAGAAUUCUGAUCAGGAUCUGCUGCUAGAGGUGCCAUCUAACAGUUCUUUUCCACAGGCAGAGCUCCUGCACCCAACUUUAAGCUUUGGUGCUCAAGCCAGCACAAGUAGUAGCUCAGUAUACUCACAUGCUACUCAUCCUUAACUAAUCUUUAUUAGGUUACUUGGAUGAGUAUGGAUAGAAUCUUCUUUCGUAAUUAGAGUCCACAUGAUUUGCGUCUUAAAAACCAAAAUUCCUAUACAAGAGAUAUGAUGGUUGUGCUUUUAUUUCCUUGCAACCUUCUUGAGCUUUGAUUUCCAAAGGAUGGAAGUUGGAUGGGCUUUUUUUGUAUAGAUUGUAACAAGUAGCAUGAAUGUGGAGUGAUGGUCUCCAGAGUUUUGUAUGCAUAUUAUAGUUUAUGUUCUGUGAAUUAUUUUGACACCCUUUUU
This is a messenger RNA of Gastrolobium bilobum, 2406 nucleotides long. Its product is annotated as GATA transcription factor 26-like. The transcript is spliced from 8 exons. Bases 494 to 2122 code for a protein of 542 amino acids. The record is from RefSeq and is a predicted model, not a curated record. Gene Ontology annotation, molecular function: sequence-specific DNA binding; zinc ion binding. Lineage: Eukaryota; Viridiplantae; Streptophyta; Magnoliopsida; Fabales; Fabaceae. Gene Ontology annotation, biological process: regulation of DNA-templated transcription.